GGGGGGGUCCAAAAAGCGUUCUUUAGGAGACUAGGACAGAUUCCAACCAAUACCAAGUACUAAUUUUAGUCUAUAGAAUUUUUGCAAAUAAAAACAUAUUCCUGUAUGUAAAUUUCAGAUAUUAUGCCUCCUAAGAGGAAACUAACACAGAAAACAAUUAAGAACUUUUUUUCUUCUGAUCUCUUCAGAAAAACCAAAUCAAAUGAAAUCAACAAAGUUGCUGCUUCAUCCACUUUAACACUGUCUGACUCAGAUCCAGAUGACCCUCCUUCAUUUUUUGAUCCAGAUGGGGAUCCAACAACAAAGAAGAUUCGGAAAUCUAGAAGCGAGGAUAAUGAAAGUUUUACUCUUGUGGAUCAUAAUAUAAACAGUAUCAAGGACACAUAUCCAUGGGGAGAUGAUAAUGAUGAAGAUUUGGAGGUUGGAGAUAAGAGUAAACAGAUUGGAGAUGAUUGGGACAUGAGUAAACAAGAGGAUCAAGAAGAUAGGAGGAAGCCAGAGGAUCAAAAAGAUAGAAGAAAACCAGAGGAUCAAAAAGAUAUGAGGAAACCAGAUGAUCAAGAAGAUAUGAAGAAACCAGAGAAUCAAGAAGAUAGGAGGAAACCAGAGGAUCAAGAAGAUAUGAGGAAACCAAAGGAUCAAGAAGACAUGAGGAAACCAGAGGAUCAAGAAGAUAGGAGGAAACCAGAGGAUCAAGAUGAUAUACAGAAACCUGAGGAUCAAGAAGAUAGGAGGAAACCAGAGGAUCAAGAAGAUAUGAGGAAACCAAAGGAUCAAGAAGAAAGGAGGAACCCAGAGGAUCAAGAUGAUAGGAUGUGCUGAAAUUUAGUUAAUAAAAAACAACUUUUUUUCUUUUUAAGGAGACUGGAGGAGGAGGAUGUGUUCCAGGCACUCUAACAGAGCUUUAUGAGGCAGC
Messenger RNA from Eurytemora carolleeae, 916 nucleotides. Its product is annotated as glutamic acid-rich protein. The record is from RefSeq and is a predicted model, not a curated record. The transcript is spliced from 3 exons. Lineage: Eukaryota; Metazoa; Arthropoda; Copepoda; Calanoida; Temoridae. The coding region runs from base 124 to 822 and encodes 232 amino acids.